Oncorhynchus mykiss (rainbow trout) is the source of this 1893-nucleotide messenger RNA. Lineage: Eukaryota; Metazoa; Chordata; Actinopteri; Salmoniformes; Salmonidae. The record is from RefSeq and is a predicted model, not a curated record.
CCAGGAGGAAGCCACUCCCCCUCUACAUACAGAGAACCCAGUCCAGUAGGAAGCCACUCCCUGUCCUCUGGUGUAGAGUUCCAUGAAACAGAAAGUAAUCUUUCACACUGCCACUGCUUAACCUACGGGAGAGAGCACCAAAAUGGCAGAGAAUCAGGAACUGUUCUGUUGCUCCAUCUGUCUGGGUCUACUGAAGGAUCCGGUGACUACUGCCUGUGGACACAGUUACUGUAUGGGCUGUAUUAAAGAAAGCUGGGAUCAGGAUGAUCUGAAAGGUGUCUACAGCUGUCCACAGUGCAGACAGACCUUUAUCCCAAGGCCUGUUCUGAACAGGAGCACUGUGCUGACUGAAGUGGUGAAGAAACUGAAGAAGACAGGACUCCAGGCUGCUCCCCCUCAGGCUCUGUGCUAUGCUGGACCUGGAGAUGUGGUGUGUGAUGUCUGCACUGGGACCAGAAAGCAGAAAGCCCUCAUGUCCUGUCUGGCGUGUCUGGCCUCUUACUGUGAGACUCACCUCCAACCUCACUAUGAAUCUCCUGCUUUCAAGAAGCACAAGCUGGUCAAAGCCACGGCACAACUACAGGAGAAGAUCUGCUCUCAUCAUGACAAACUGCUGGAGGUUUACUGUCGUACCGAUCAGCAGUGUAUCUGUCUGCUGUGUGUGAUGGAUGAACAUAAAGGCCAUGAUACAGUGUCAGCUGAGGCAGAGAGGACUGAGAAACAGAGGCAGCUGGGGAUGAGUCAGCAGAAGGUCCAGCAGAGAUUCCAGGAGAGAGAGAAGAAGCUGAAGGAGCUCCAACAGGCUGUGGAGUCUCUCAAGCUCUCUGCACAGUCAGCAGUGGAGGACAGUGAUCAGAUCUUUACUGAGCUGAUCCGCUCCAUUGAGAGAAGGAGCCUUGAGGUGAAGGAGCUGAUCAGAGCCCAAGAGAAGGCUCAAGUGAGUCAAGCUGAAGGACUCCUGGAGCAACUGAAGCAGGAGAUAGCUGAGCUGAGGAAGAGAAGCACUGAGCUGGAGCAGCUCUCACACACAGAGGAUCACAUCCAUUUCCUCCAGAGGUAUCAGUCUCUCUCCAGUAUCAGUGUAUCUUCAGACUUACCCAGCAUCGUUGUCCGUCCUCUUCAGUACUUUGGAGAUGUGAGUAAGACUGUGUCUGAACUGAGAGAGAAACUAGAAGACUUCCUUAAAGGAGAAUGGACCAAUAUCUCCACUACAGUGAAUAUAGUGGAUGUUGUACUGCCUCCAGAGCCCAAGACCAGAGAACAGUUGUUACAAUAUUCCUGUCAGCUCACACUGGACCCAAACACAGCACACACACGCCUCUCUCUGUCUGAAGGGAACAGAAAGGUGACCUAUACAGACCAAGUCCAACCAUAUCCUGUCCAUCCAGACAGAUUCACCUACUGGUGUCAGGUUCUGUGUAGAGAGGGUCUGUCUGGACGCUGUUACUGGGAGGUGGAGAGGACUGGUUAUGUUGUUACAGCAGUCUCAUAUAAAGACAUCAGCAGAACAGAGAGAGGUAAUGGUGGUAGAUUUGGAUACAAUAACAAGUCCUGGAGUUUAGAGUGCUCUAGAGGUGGUUAUUGUUUCAGACACAAUAAUGUUGAGACUAAAGUAUCAGGCCCUCAGUCCUCCAGAGUAGGAGUGUACCUGGAUCACAAGGCAGGUACUCUGUCCUUCUACAGUGUCUCUGACACAAUGACCCUCCUCCACAGAGUCCAGACCACGUUCACUCAGCCCCUCUAUCCUGGGUUUGGUCUCUCUGGUUCUGCUGAGCUGGUUAAACUGUAGUAGGGUCCACAUAGAUACUAGUCAUGCUGGUGUAGUCUAUAGCUGAGCUGGUUAAACUGUAGUAGGGUCCACAUAGAUACUAGUCAUGCUGGUGUAGUCUAUAG